Strongyloides ratti is the source of this 1188-nucleotide messenger RNA. RefSeq lists its product as hypothetical. The transcript is spliced from 2 exons. The record is from RefSeq and is a predicted model, not a curated record. Bases 1 to 1188 code for a protein of 395 amino acids. Lineage: Eukaryota; Metazoa; Nematoda; Chromadorea; Rhabditida; Strongyloididae.
AUGGCAUACAGUGAGGAAGAUGUUAAAAAUAUUAUUCUAAGUGCUAUAAAAGAGCAUUUAGAUGAAGAUUGCAACCAGUACAUUAAAGAAGCUGAAGAACAGUUAAAAGAAUCUUUAACAAAGUAUGAUAAACUUAAGACGGAUGUUAAGAAACGGUCGAUGGAAUCAAAAAGUUACAAAAAAAUGUGUAACAAUUUUGGUAAAGUACUACAAAUUUCAGAGAAUAAUAAAACAAUUGGAGUGGAUGAAAUUUUAGCUUGUAUAUAUGAGAUGGAAAGAAUUACUCUCGAAAAUCAGAAAGCUGAAAACAAAUUUUGGGAAAAUAAAAGGAUUAUAGAAGAAUUUUUAGAGAGGAAAUCUAAUAGUUGUGAUAAUAUGGCUGAAAGAAAAGAUGAAUUUAUUACCCGACAAUUAGAAGAUCUUAUAUCACUUGGUGAGGAGAUUAUGCAAACUAUGAAAGUUAAUGAUAGUUUAAAAGAAGAAGAUGAACUAUUGAAUAAAAAAUUAGAAAUAAUGGAAUUGCGCAUGAAGUUUCUUGAAGAAGAUGGAAGAAAACUUGAGGAAUUAGAACAAGAUCUUGAAUAUUUUGAAAAUGAAUUGUCAAAUAUUGAUAAUUCACCACAAUCUGUAACUAUUAAUGACAAAUUUAUUACUAAUAGUAAACUUAGUCAAUUGAUGGAAAAACUUGAUUCAGAAACAAAGAAAAAUGCAGAAUUAGAAUUUGAGGUUGAAAGAAUUAAUAAUGAAAUAGAAAGAAUUGAUUCUUUGUUUAAUCAAUUAGAAUUUUUAAAAAAAUUAAUUGGAAUGGAUUAUAGUGAGAUGAAAAAUUUUGAUUUAACAGAAGUUUUUAAAAGUUAUCCUUUAUUAGCAGAUGAAAUUGUAAAAUUUAAAGAUACAAUGAAUAAAUUAGAAGAAAGAAAGUUAUGUUAUCAGAAACAAUUUGAGGAACUUGAACUUUUAUGUAAUCAAAAGAUGAAGGAAUUUGAAAAAUUAAAUGCUGAAAAAAAAGAAAUGUUGAAAACAAUAAAUGAAUUAGAUGAAGAAGUUGAUUCUUUGAAAGAAAAGUGUGGUGAUAAAGCUUAUAUGUUAGAUAAUAUGAUAUUAGAAAAAAUAAAGAAGGAAUCAACAAUGUUAGAAGAAUGUUUAAAUAUAACUAGACAAAUUGAAGAAGGACAGAAAAAGAAAUAA